Zalophus californianus (California sea lion) is the source of this 7109-nucleotide messenger RNA. It is a transcript of the gene TLL2, whose product is annotated as tolloid like 2. Gene Ontology annotation, molecular function: calcium ion binding; zinc ion binding; metalloendopeptidase activity. The record is from RefSeq and is a predicted model, not a curated record. Bases 991 to 4056 code for a protein of 1021 amino acids. Gene Ontology annotation, biological process: proteolysis. NCBI's taxonomy places the organism in Eukaryota, Metazoa, Chordata, Mammalia, Carnivora, Otariidae. The transcript is spliced from 21 exons.
AUGUCUGUAAUUUAACACAAAUAGCACGUACAGCUGUUCAUUUGUCAAUCUUUUUGCCUGUAUGUAGUAUCUUAAACAGUUUUGCUAAAGGAUAGGGUCACCAAGAGGGGAAAUCUGUCAUUUUAAAUAAUUCUUGCCCUAAGGCACCAUAUCACCAGCCACUACGUUGGAUGAGGUGGGUGCUGCAGCAAGCGUCCUUGUGGCUGGACGAAGGAUGUUGAGAAAGCUGAGAGAAUCGUAAUCUUUGAUUUUUUUUCUUUUUUGAGCUGAAAGCUACCAGCGAGAAGAUUAACUUCAUUCCUCAGGAGAAACGAUUGUCCGAAAGCAGAGCCAGUUGGUAACGACGCGGACCGCGCACAACGGGCUCCUGGUGCUGAGCUCGGAGCCGCCGCCACUUCUGCCUGCCUUCGCCCACGUGUGCAUCAGGGAGUUGUAAAGUGAGUUACGCCAACAAACAAGGCGGGAAGUCCAGCCUUGAUCUUCAGGAGCAACGUUCUCGGGAGCCAGAGACCGAAGUGGCGCCGGCAGAAGGGAGCCCUCGGCUCGGUGGGAGCUCCGCGGGCCCCCGGGUCGGUGCCUUCAGCAUCUUCACCUCGCUCCCCUUCCUCCGAAGUUGCGGAGGUGCCGGGAAGAGGAGGGGCCUCGCCUCGGGCGCCCGAGUGAUUGGCUGCCCAGGGCCCCCGGCGAGGGCUGUGUGGUCCAGCCUGGGUGGAGAGGGGCGGAGCGGCCACUGCUCCAACCACCGCUACCACCGCCACAGUCGCAGCCGCCGCAGCCUCGGCCGCCGGGCAAGAAGCUCCGAGCGGCGGCUUCCUGGGCGCCCCGACGCGGACCGGGGCGCCGCGCUCUGCUCGCUCCGCGCCCGAGCCAUGCCGGGCAGCCGUGCGUAAUCAACGCGCCGCCGCCGACCUGCCCCUGUGCGCGGUCCCUGGCCCGAGCGGAGCUUUCCGUGCACGCAGCUCCCUCGUUCUCCGUCGGCCCCUCGCAACCAUGCCCCGGGCGACUGCUCUCGGGGUCCCGGUGCCCCUGCUGCUGCCUGUCCUGCUGCUGUUGCUACCGCCGCUGCCCCGCGGCGCCGGGGAGCUGGCGGAGCUCUCGGACGCCGCCCCGGACUAUUCGGCGCCGGAAGGCGAGGAGGGCGCGGAGCAGCAGCUGGAGCAUUACCACGACCCGUGCAAAGCCGCUGUCUUUUGGGGAGACAUUGCCUUAGAUGAAGAGGAUCUGAAGUUAUUUCACAUCGACAAAGCCAGAGACUGGAUCAAGCAGUCAGCAGAGGAAGGGGGACAUAGCACCGGUGGGCUGGAGAAGCAGCAAUCUGAGAGCCGGGAGAACGCAACCUCCACCAGUACCAGCGGCGAGGAAACUAGAAGGGAUGGUGAGGAGAAUGCCAUGCUUCUGCCCAGCCCCAGGACCUUGGACGCCAGAACUGAGACCUUUUCUUCUCGGGUCCGAAGAGCCACAACCUCGAGGACAGAGAGAAUAUGGCCCGGAGGGGUCAUCCCCUACAUCAUCGGUGGGAACUUCACUGGUAGCCAGAGGGCCAUUUUUAAGCAGGCCAUGAGACACUGGGAGAAGCACACCUGUGUGACCUUCAUAGAAAGGACUGAUGAAGAGAGCUUUAUUGUGUUCAGUUACAGAACCUGCGGCUGUUGUUCCUACGUUGGGCGCCGAGGAGGAGGCCCACAGGCCAUAUCCAUUGGGAAAAACUGUGACAAGUUUGGCAUUGUGGCGCACGAGUUGGGCCAUGUGGUUGGGUUCUGGCAUGAACACACCCGGCCAGACAGAGACCAGCAUGUCACCAUCAUCAGAGAAAACAUCCAACCAGGUCAGGAGUAUAAUUUCUUAAAAAUGGAAGCUGGGGAAGUGAGCUCUCUGGGAGAGACGUACGACUUUGACAGCAUCAUGCACUACGCCCGGAACACCUUCUCAAGAGGAGUUUUCUUAGACACCAUCCUGCCCCGCCGAGACGACAAUGGCAUCAGGCCAACCAUUGGCCAGCGCGUGCGGCUCAGUCAGGGAGACAUAGCUCAAGCCAGGAAGCUGUACAAAUGCCCAGCGUGUGGGGAGACCCUGCAGGACACAACAGGAAAUUUUUCUGCACCUGGUUUCCCAAAUGGCUAUCCUUCUUACUCCCACUGUGUCUGGAGGAUAUCGGUCACUCCGGGGGAAAAGAUCAUCCUAAACUUCACAUCCAUGGAUUUGUUUAAAAGCCGCCUGUGCUGGUACGACUAUGUGGAGGUCCGGGAUGGUUAUUGGAGAAAAGCCCCCCUGUUGGGUAGGUUUUGCGGUGAUGAAGUCCCAGAGCCCCUCACCUCCACGGACAGCCGGCUCUGGGUGGAGUUCCGGAGCAGCAGUGGCAUCUUGGGCCGGGGUUUCUUCGCAGUGUACGAAGCUACGUGUGGGGGAGACAUUAACAAAGAUGCUGGUCAGAUUCAAUCUCCCAACUACCCGGAUGACUACAGACCUUCCAAGGAAUGUGUUUGGAGGAUUACGGUUUCGGAAGGGUUUCACGUGGGGCUUACCUUCCAAGCUUUCGAGAUCGAAAGGCAUGACAGCUGUGCAUAUGACUACCUGGAAAUCCGCGACGGCCCCACGGAAGAGAGCGCCCUGAUUGGCCAUUUUUGUGGCUAUGAGAAGCCGGAAGAUGUGAAAUCCAGCUCCAACAGAAUGUGGAUGAAGUUUGUGUCCGAUGGCUCUAUCAAUAAAGCGGGCUUUGCAGCCAAUUUUUUCAAGGAGGUGGAUGAGUGUUCCUGGCCAGAUCAUGGCGGGUGUGAGCAGCGCUGUGUGAACACUCUGGGCAGCUACAAGUGUGCGUGUGAUCCUGGCUAUGAGCUGGCUGCUGAUAAGAAGACAUGUGAAGUGGCCUGUGGUGGUUUUAUUACCAAGCUGAACGGGACCAUCACCAGCCCUGGGUGGCCGAAGGAGUAUCCUACAAACAAAAACUGCGUCUGGCAGGUGGUGGCCCCUGCUCAGUACCGGAUCUCCCUUCAGUUUGAAGUGUUUGAAUUGGAAGGAAAUGAUGUCUGCAAGUACGACUUCGUGGAGGUACGCAGCGGCCUGUCCCCCGACGCCAGGCUGCACGGCAAGUUCUGCGGCUCUGAGAUGCCCGAGGUCAUCACCUCCCAGAGCAACAACAUGCGUGUGGAGUUCAAGUCAGACAACACGGUCUCCAAACGCGGCUUCAGAGCCCACUUCUUCUCAGACAAGGACGAGUGUGCCAAGGACAACGGUGGGUGCCAGCAUGAGUGUGUCAACACGUCUGGGAGCUACCUGUGCCGGUGCAGAAACGGGUACCGGCUCCACGAGAACGGGCAUGACUGCAAGGAAGCUGGCUGUGCGCACAAGAUCAGCGGUGCAGAGGGGACCCUGGCGAGCCCCAACUGGCCCGACAAGUACCCCAGUCGGAGGGAGUGUACCUGGAACAUCUCUUCCACCGCGGGCCACCGGGUGAAACUCACAUUUAACGAAUUUGAGAUCGAGCAGCACCAAGAAUGUGCCUACGACCACCUGGAGCUCUACGACGGGCCCAACAGCCUGGCCCCCAUCCUUGGCCGUUUCUGUGGCAGCAAGAAACCGGACCCCGUGGUGGCUUCAGGCAGCAGCCUGUUCCUCAGGUUUUAUUCGGAUGCCUCUGUGCAGAGGAAAGGUUUCCAGGCGGUGCACAGCACAGAGUGCGGGGGCAGGCUGAAGGCUGAAGUGCAGACCAAAGAGCUGUAUUCCCAUGCCCAGUUUGGGGACGACAACUACCCGAGCCAGGCCCGCUGCGACUGGGUGAUAGUGGCAGAGGACGGCUACGGGGUCGAGUUGAUCUUCCUGACCUUUGAGGUGGAGGAGGAGGCCAGCUGUGGUUAUGACUACAUGGAUGCCUACGACGGCUACGACAGCACGGCGCCCAGGCUCGGCCGCUUCUGCGGCUCUGGGCCAUUGGAAGAGAUCUACUCUGCAGGAGAUUCUCUGAUGAUUCAGUUCCACACGGAUGACACCAUCAACAAGAAAGGCUUUCACGCCCGAUACACCAGCACCAAGUUCCAGGAUGCCCUGCACAUGAAGAAGUAACAUCGAUGUUCAUGAAAGACAGGAACUGAGAAUGUGUUUUAUAACAAUAGCACCUUGUGAAUCUGCCCUAAACCAGUGUAGAGUUUUUUUUUUUUUCCUCAAACAAAAACUCAAAAUCUAGUCUUGGAGGUAUGUAUCUGGUGAAGUUCAGCCAAGAAGGAGGAAAGAUGUUUCUUUGAUUCUGGCCACAAUGUUAUCAGUCAUGGACUUUGAGAGAAGGUUAAGGUUAUCUUAAUGUUAUAGUUAUGAAGUUAUGCCUGGUCAUACUCAUUCUCCUUGUCCCUUGCUCCUACAGGACAAGAGGCAGCUCUUGGGUUGGUCACUCCUCUAUUUCUGGACGUGCUUUGGUAGGUGCCAGGCAAUGUGACUGUGUCCUGGAGACUCAGGCUGUCUUCUGUCCGCAUUGAGCAGUGAGGAUAAAAGCUCGGCCAUGGCUGAUUUGUUACUCACAGCUCUGGCUGGAGACUUUUGCUUUCUGUCUGCCAGGGACAUGUCAGCCAGGAAACCUGAGAACACAGAUGUCAGGCCUGAAAAAGAACUCGCAGGAAGCAAUGCACAGAGGAAGCUGGAGUAUGAGCAUCCUUGUCACCACGCUAGUACCCAUCAAGCCUCCCCUCUGGGUCACUGGCUCUCCUUGCCAUUUCGGUUUUCCCCCAUGCCUGCUUGCAUUAGGAGGUUAAGGCAUCCACUGUGAAUUCCAUCAACACAUCUGCUGUUGAGAGUCCCCAGUGUGCCGAGAAGAAAACAUCCUGCCUCCUCCUGAUACUCCUUUCCUGGCUGACUUCAGAAGACCCCACCUAUGCUUGGGAUUCCAUGGACUUAGAAGACCAUUUCCUUCGCCAGCUUUGGAGGCACUUGCUGUGGUUGACCUUGACUUCUUGACAACUGAUUCAAACUGCAUUUGCAAGACGUGCAAAGACAGCCCAUGAGGGACCAGUUGAGGUCCCUCAUGGGGCGAACACUGUUGAAAACUGGGUAAUUAUAAGUCAUGUAAUCCUCUGUGGGAGGAGUCAACCUGUGACUUCCUGUCACCAGUCAGGUUAAAGAGUGCAUUGGUAACUUCGCUCAGGCUAACUGGUACACCAACUUGCAAUCAGAAUUUACCACACUUGGCACUUGUUCUAGAGAAGUAUAGAGGAUGUUGUUUACAUAAUUUUAGAACCUCCACGUGUACCUUAAAUAGUGAGGUAGUUUUGAAUGGCAUUUCAUUAAGGCAUCUAUGGGCAUUAUGAGCUAAAAGCUGUGGUAUGUUAGCUUUAAAAGAGUAUUUAUGUUGGAAUAAUUUUUAAAUAAUGUUUACAUAACUCUAAGUCCUGUUGGGUUGGUAUUGAGCACAGGACAGCACACGAGAGUGUUUCCCGCAAGACCCAUGAUAGCUCCCAAGCACCAGAAUUCCUUUGGGAUGAAGCGACAUCAUUUUAAACAAAGUAUUUGUAAAAGCUUAAAAGUUAUAUUUUUUAAAGAUCAGAAUAUGCCCCCAGAGGACUAUGUCUAAUUAAAAUGAUGGCUGGGAGUAAAACAAACAAAGGAUAAUACAAGAAAGGUAGAAGAGAUGCAUGGAAAUGUUUUUUCCUUAAAACAGAAAAAAAUUCAAAGUAUUAUUAUUAAUAAUAAUAUAUGUCUGUAUAUAUGUAUGUAUGUAAAGGACCAGCUGUCAGAGCCUUAAUCGACGCAGUGUGACAGAUGCCGACCGGCUGACCGUAGCUUUACCGAGCAGGCCCUCCCUGAGCAGCCCUGCAUUUUAUGUGUGUCGUUCGCCAAGCCCUCUCUUGGCCCUGGAUGGAGAUUCGGCCUGAUUCUCACAUCGAGACACAUCCCAGGCCCUGCCUCGGGGGCACGCGGGCUCAGCAGUGGGAGCCCCUUAUCUUGUGGUCCAACCUGCCUGCGAAGGUGAAUCCCAGCUCUCAGAUUUUUGUAUUUUCUGGGGUUUUACUUUGUCUUAUCGUAUCUGUCAACGUUGAAGCUGAAACCAGAAUACAUAAAGUGGCUAUUAGAGGUCUUUCUCCAACGACAGGAAAAAAAUCUGUCCUUUCGACCUCUUAGAAGCCUGAAUAACAAUGAAAUCUAUGGAAAAGUGGGAGAGAGUCAGAAACAGAGUUGGUUCUGCCUCAGCGUUGGCCACCCUCGUGAAACAAUGGUACUUAUUUUUAUCUCUGUAGUAUGAAUAUUGUCAAAAACCCCCAACUUGGCCAACUGGAAACAAAGGAACGCUUAUGAAAACCUUUAGUGAGGCCUUCUGCGAGUGACGUACUCCCAGACAAGACAAGCCCUGAUUCAGCUGGGGCCGUGCAGACUGCUCCCCUGGAAGCUCACUUGGGGAUUGGUGCCCUGGCUUGGGGAGAGAAGGUCCACUUGACAGGAAGACCCAGACCCCCUGCUGAAGCUCCUCACAGGACACCUUGCUCCAGCCUGCUUUGUCCUUUAAUUGGGUGCGAGGCCUUGGGGAUGUCACAGAAGUCCAAGGCUAGCUUAGGUUCACAGAAUUACCUUGAUGACCUGAUGAAAUAUUGGGAGUCUGGGUCAUCAGCCUGGUCCAGUUCUAGUGUGAUCUGGUCUGGCAGAAGCUAGAGCCUGAAUCCCAGACCAGGGUGAGGGUCUGGAACUAACUUUAGCCUAUGGAGUUUCUCCAAACAGAAAAGAUGAGGCUUUGCAUUGAUUCACUGUAAAACCAUUUUCCUCUAAAGUUAAGUUUCAUCUUACUCAUGAAACCCUCAGCCUAUUUAAAUCAUUUGUAAAACCCUGUUAACUAGCAAAUUCACGCUCGGAUUUGCCAUUGAUCCGGUCCAUUUGAUAAGUCUCAAAUAAUUCGUGGUAUUGUUGUUUCGUUUGCAGACAAAUGUUCCCUUGGCUUCCGCUCCCUUGUUUUUCAAGUUUCCUUGGUAGACCGAACUUCUGAAAAAUAAUCCCAAAUGCCUAAAAGGUUUCUUUUUAAAAAAGAAAGACUAUUUAGAGUGCUAUCUAUAAAUAUAUUGUACUUUUUAUUUUGUGUAAUUUUACAUUUCAUGAAAUGUUAGUUUCAAAGAGAAAGUGGAGAGGAGCUAACAUGUCUGUCU